CAUUGGGGAUACAGCCAUAAUGAAAGGAAGGGAAGGAAGGAAGGGUGUGGAAUAAUUUCUUGGGUUUGUAUUCUGAGGAGCAUUUUGAGUUUGCUGUAAAAUAGUAAAUAGAUCACAUAGGGUACUAGUUUUUUCUGCGAGGCAACUUCAUUAAAAAAACAUGAGUAAAGCACAUCCACCAGAACUGAAGAAGUACAUGGACAAACGUUUGUCACUGAAGCUAAAUGGUGGAAGACACGUUACUGGUAUUUUACGGGGUUUUGAUCCUUUCAUGAAUAUGGUUAUCGACGAAAGUAUUGAGGAGUGUAAGAAUGGUACAAAGAACAACAUUGGGAUGGUGGUGAUCCGUGGGAACAGUGUGAUAAUGUUAGAAGCAUUGGAUCGGAUAUGAAUCUUACCAUUUACUAUCCACUUAUUUUAAAAAAUACCUGUAAUUUAAGACACGAUUAAAUACAAUUUACUAAAAGGUGUGAAUGUAACAUUUAUUAGUUAUGUACUUUACAAAUUCUGAUAUUGUGUUAUGCAAACAUAGGUAGGAUUCCGUACAUCACUUGUGACAAAGAAUAUCCAACACUAAUAGUGUUAAAUCAUUACUGAAUAAUAUUCCAAUGUGACUGUAGCUUUAUAUAUGAUUUUACUAUGACAAAUCAUUAAGUAGUAAUAUUAUAGUCCUAUUAAACAAAAAUCAUAAAUAAACUUGAAACUCAAAUACCAUAUUCCUCUUAUAUAAAGAGUAUAGGUGAUACGAAAUAACAUUCAUUGUUCAGUAUUAUACUACAUAUUUCAUUGCGUAGACAUCCCAAACUACAGAUACUUUGUGACGCAAAAACAUAACGUUCGAAUAUGUUAUACCAUGUGUCAUAAUUUAGAAUUUAAUCGUCUUCUUACAUGGCUCACUUUAUUGGUGUCAUUAGAUAUUGAAUGCAAUAUAAGGAAUCUAUCUUUUUGUAUCUAGUACCAUAAACUCUACAUGUAGCAAUUAUAAUAAUCACAAGCAUAUGGCAAAAGAAAAUAUAUGAGUCACUACUUCAAAA
Cephus cinctus (wheat stem sawfly) is the source of this 1034-nucleotide messenger RNA. It is a transcript of the gene SNRPG, whose product is annotated as probable small nuclear ribonucleoprotein G. Gene Ontology annotation, biological process: mRNA splicing, via spliceosome; spliceosomal snRNP assembly. Gene Ontology annotation, cellular component: spliceosomal tri-snRNP complex; catalytic step 2 spliceosome; U2 snRNP. The transcript is spliced from 4 exons. Lineage: Eukaryota; Metazoa; Arthropoda; Insecta; Hymenoptera; Cephidae. The coding region runs from base 161 to 391 and encodes 76 amino acids. The record is from RefSeq and is a predicted model, not a curated record. Gene Ontology annotation, molecular function: RNA binding.